CUAUCAGUCUCUUUGCAAUUUACGUGCAGUCUUCAACUUGCUGAUCGAUCUAAGGCGAAGGAAAUUUCAUGGACAUUAUACCUGUUACAAGGGACGAAAUUGAUCACUUUGGUCACCCCCAUCCGCUCAGCAUUGUGUAUCUACAACAGCCUAAUCAAAAAAAUGAAAAUUCUGAAGACGAAGAUGAAGACACAGAGAAAGAUGAAGACGAUUUUGUGGAGGAAGACCAUCAUGGUGGACAAUGCAACCUUUGUAAGGAACGAAUCUGGUCAUUUCAUUUGUGUUACUACCAAUGCAAGUCCUGUGACUACUCAUUGCACAAAUUUUGUGCAGAACUACCCGAGACCCUAGUAAAUCACCCAUCACACCCUAACCACAAUCUUUUUUUCGGUCGUUUUUAUCCUCCUGGAGUUAACUGUCAUGUCUGCAAUACCGAGCUUAAAAGCAACCGUUUUUAUUAUUGUUCUGUCUGCGAUAUUUUCAUGGACAUUACUUGUGCUACUAUGCCGAAACAGAAGAUAAACCAUCCUAGUCACCCUCACCUACUGGAACGAAUGCCUGGGUCCAUCGUGUCUAGUUGUCUAGCUUGUGGUAAUAAACAUGAAGGGGUCUUCUUUCAGUGUACCACAUGUCCUGGGUUUCGGAUCAGCCAGGACUGUGCUUUGUUGCCUGCCAAGUUACUAAUACAAAAUCAUACCGAUGGGACUUUCACUCAUUCUCAUCCACUUACCCUUGCCUAUUCCUUUUCCUUUUUGGAUCAACGAUCUGCAUUGUUCCUCGUUUGUAGAGCCUGUGGUCAGUAUUUCAAAAGUCAUUUACGGACUUACAAAUGUGAUAAAUGCCGAUAUUAUGUGCAUGUUGACUGUGCAACUUCAAAGAAAGAACCAUUUAUGUCCAUCUUCCAACAUGAAAGCCUUGGAGAAACUUCUAAAAAUUUUAAAGAUGAUGAACAUCCGAAUCUGCUCCACUGCCCAUUUAACGAUGAAGGUGACAACCUUUUAAAGCGUCAUAUGUCUAAUCGAAAGGAGUUGAUUGGUAAACAAAAUGAUGGUGACACGCUCAACCAUUUUAGCCAUCAACAUCCACUCAUCCUUUUCGACAAGCAAACACCAGUUGGUAUAACUCUUCACGACCCCAUGAAAAGAGUUCGGCUAUUAUGCGACGGAUGUGUGAAACCAAUCAUAACGGUACCAUUUUACAUGUGUUCCGAAUAUGUUGAUGGAAAAUGUUGUUUUGUUCUUCAUGAGUGGUGUGCCAAACUACCCUCGGAAGUACAAGACUGCGUGGGCCAUCCCGAGCAUACGCUUUUUCUACUGCCGAAAAUCUCUGAUAGGUUCUUUGGUGUGUUCACAUGUACUGUUUGCGGGUUACGAUCCAAUGGUUUCGCGUAUGGGUGCACAAUGUGUGACUUUUAUGUUGAUAUUAAUUGUGCAUUCAUACCUGAAGAAAUAACACAUGAGGCUCAUCCAAAUCAUCUCCUAUUGAGAGUAAUGCCUUCACCUUAUAAUGAAAUGCAUUUGUUUUGCAAAGCAUGUAAUGACUAUAAGUGGCGAAGGUGGGGAUUUCAUUGUCCCUCUUGUAAUUUCUACAUUCAUGCGAAGUGUGCUUUCUUAUUGCCUAAAGUGAUUAAGCACAAGUGUGAUCAACAUCCUUUGAGCCUAAGAUACCAUCCAGCGGAGAACCAUAUCAGCGAAUACUUUUGUGAGAUAUGUGAGAAUGAAUUUAGCCCUUGGAAAUGGUUCUACCAUUGCACUACAUGUGCCCAGUCUAUGCAUGCUGCCUGUGUACCCAAUAUACUUCAAUGUGAGCAAGGUUCGUUUCCCUAUUAUGGUACUCUUGUCAAUACAUUUCUCAAUGUCAAAUUUGGAGGAAUGCUUGAGAUCAAAGGUCACUCACACCACUUGGCUUUUGCACAAGGGUUUAACAGCGAUGGAAAGUGCGUUAAGUGUCAUCAAGAAUUUGAAUACGAUAUCAUCAUUAAGUGCUUGGAAUGUGAGUUUGCAUUUCAUUAUAAGUGUGCAUCUUCAUUUCUCAGUUGAUCAAGCUCUUUGUCUUAUACUAUUGUAAGUUUGUUAUAUGUGUCCGAGUCAAUUCUUUUGACUAGUUUGGUUUCGAUCUUUUAUCAUUUGGUGUCAACUACUUGACUAUUGUAAGCUUUUUAUGAGUAUCGAAUAAAUUUUCAAUUAUCUUGUAACAACCUCUAGCUAUAGUUUGAUGCAGCCACACUAUUGUAAACUUUCACAAUUAUA
This is a messenger RNA of Helianthus annuus (common sunflower), 2249 nucleotides long. RefSeq lists its product as uncharacterized. The record is from RefSeq and is a predicted model, not a curated record. The coding region runs from base 69 to 2039 and encodes 656 amino acids. Lineage: Eukaryota; Viridiplantae; Streptophyta; Magnoliopsida; Asterales; Asteraceae. The transcript is spliced from 3 exons.